This is a messenger RNA of Seminavis robusta, 1131 nucleotides long. The record is from the annotation of a GenBank genome assembly. NCBI's taxonomy places the organism in Eukaryota, Bacillariophyta, Bacillariophyceae, Naviculales, Naviculaceae.
AUGCCCAUUCUAGAGGCUAUUAGCAUAGGCGAUGGCAAAACCAAGUCCAUGGUUACCGAAUACGGAUCAAUCACGGAGGCACAAGUCAAAGCCCAUGCGGCGAUAUAUCAAAAGGAGGAUAAUAGGAAAAGGCAAGCGGCUUCCAUGCUUGAAGCACUAGUUGCAAACAGUCUGGAACCCGACGUAUACGAUGAACUCGAACAAAGGGAGGACAAGUACACUAUCGAUGUCGUACCAACUGGAGGGACAGAUUCAGUUUCCAGAAUCGAUGGAGUAAUGAUUUUUUACCAAUUAAUCCAAAUGGUAUGUGUAGACACCAAAGCAACCGUGUCUAACAUACUUGAUCUAUUGUCACGAGCAGGCUUAGUUCAAGCCAUGGCUGAUGCCGAAUCAGACAUCCAACUAUUCAAUAGAAAAGUGAAUGGACUCAUAGCAUCACUCAAGUCACGACAAGCGGGCAUACCCCAUCUGAUCGCCCCGUUAUUCAAGGCGUACCAGAAGUGCGAAGAUAAAGCAUUCGCACAGUACUUCGCGAGGAAAGAGGAGUUGUAUGAAGAUGGUUCCCUCAUUGGGCUGAAAUAUUCAGUUCUGAUGAGAAUGGCAAGUGAGCGGUACAAGAUCAUCAAGGACAAAGGCGAAUGGAAACCGGAAACGAAAGAGGAGCUGGACUUCAUGGCACUGACCGCCAAGCUGGAAGAAAGGCACAAGAAGCAGCUAACACAACAACCCAUCCAAGGACAACGUCAAGGUGGCAGGGACAGGCAAGGUCCCAACAACACUGGAGAAUGGGCUUGGAAAGGAGUGGCCCCGAAAGAAGGGGAGCCAGUGGAAAAGAAGUUCAGAGGCAAGCAAUACAUCUAUUGCCCCCAUCAUGGAUCGACCAAGUGGGUGCUCAAGAUCAACAGACAAGGCGUUGUGCAUGCCACGAACUGCCGAGCUAGGCAGAAGGAGGAAAAGCCAAAGAUAGCCAUGUCAGCCACUACCGACGAGGGCUCCACGACUGAAGGCAGCGAUUACACGCCAACCAAAAAGGAGCUACUCAUGGCACAAGCACUAGCAGCAGUGAUAGAGGGUGAUGACUGGCCAGACACACCAGAGGACGAAGAGCUACACACCUCGAAAAGGGGAUGA